AUGACGUCAAUAGGCACAGGCUACGAUCUCUCCAACUCCGUCUUCUCCCCCGAUGGCCGCAACUUCCAAGUCGAAUACGCAGUGAAAGCGGUGGAGAACGGUGGCACAGCAAUCGGCAUCCGAUGCAAGGACGGCGUGGUGCUGGCGCUCGAGAAGCUGGUGACGAGCAAGCUGCUGAAGAAGGAUGCGAAUAAGCGCAUAGCGACUGUGGAUCGGAAUACUGGUGUGGUCCACUCCGGCCUCCUACCCGACGGGCGCCACUUCAUCUCCCGCGCGCGCGACGAGGCCUCCAGCUGGCGCAGCACCUACAAAGCCCCCAUCCCGGGCUCCUCGCUCGCCAACCGCAUGGGCGCCUACGUGCAGGCCUACACCCUCUACAACUCCGUCCGCCCCUUUGGCAUCACGGCCAUCAUCGGCGGAUACGACGCGGAGACCGAGUUGAGCGUCGAUGGCGCUGUGGGGAAUGGACCGAAAGUCGGCGCUGGGGGGAAGACGCAGUGGGUUAAGGAAGGAGGACCUUUCCUGUACAUGGUCGAGCCGUCGGGACUGUACUGGGGGUACUAUGGCGCGGCGACGGGCAAGGGACGGCAGGCGGCGAAGGCGGAGCUGGAGAAGUUAAAGCUCGAUCCGACGGAUGGGGAGUGCAUCAGUUUGGAGGAGGGGGUGAAGGAGGCGGCGCGGAUCAUUUACGUGGCGCACGAGGAUAGCAAGGACAAGGAGUUUGAGCUCGAGAUGACGUGGGUGAGUGCGGUGAGUGGGCCGACGAAGGGGAAGCAUGAGGAGGUGCCGAAGGCGUUGAGGGAGGAGGCGGAGAGGUUGGCGAAGAAGGCGCUGGAGGGGGAGGAUGAGGAUGAGGAGGAGAAGAUGGAGGAGUAG
Molecule: messenger RNA, 876 nt
Organism: Saxophila tyrrhenica
Lineage: Eukaryota; Fungi; Ascomycota; Dothideomycetes; Mycosphaerellales; Extremaceae
Gene: PRE10
Product: putative proteasome subunit alpha type-7
Exons: 3
Coding region: 1-876 (291 amino acids)
Biological process (GO): proteasomal protein catabolic process; ubiquitin-dependent protein catabolic process
Cellular component (GO): proteasome core complex; proteasome core complex, alpha-subunit complex; nucleus
Source: RefSeq, a predicted model, not a curated record